UAUUCCUAAAAUACUUUUCAUUAAGAUGAAUAAUAAAAAAUCAUUUAAUUAAAUAUUUAAAACGGCAGUGUUAAAACAGUAUAAAAAUAAUUAAAAAAAUUAUAUUUAAGUUUAUCUUUUCUUCACUUAUAUUAAUUAUAAUUGAGUUUUGGAGAAUAAUUUAUCAUCUUUAUUUAUUUAUUGCAUUUGUGUAAAGCUGAAAUUCUUCAAUUCACCCCACCGUCCAAACUCGAAAGACUAUCUCCUCGCCGCCGCUGCACCACAUCUCCGGCAGCCCCAACUGAUAUCGAAAACCUUGAUUUCCCAGAAUGGUGGAGGAAAAAGAGAAUUUGGGUCAUUACAAAGUUGGGUCUUUGCCAACUCUGUUUUACGUUCCUGACUUCAUCACAGACAGUGACCAAAGCCUUCUUCUAAACAACAUUUAUGAAGCCCCUGCAUCAAAGUGGAAGAUGUUAAAGAAUAGAAGGCUACAGAAUUGGGGUGGUGUUGUCCACGAGAAGGGCCUUCUACCUCAAGUUUUGCCUCCAUGGUUAACAAAUCUCACACAAAAAAUAUGUGAUGAAUCUGGGCUGUUCCCAUCACCAAUGAACCAUGUUCUUAUCAAUGAAUACCAGCCUAAUCAAGGCAUAAUGCCACAUCAAGAUGGACCUGCCUAUUUUCCAGUAGUAGCCAUUCUAUCACUUGAAUCUCCUGUUGUCAUGAACUUCACUCCCCAUGCAAGAUUCAAACAAGAUUCCCAGGAUGAUGUUGACAAAGAUUCUGAUUUUGAGAUUGGAAAAGAUAAGUGGCUUGAUGAACACCACCCUUUCUCUGUUUUAUUGAUGCCUCGCAGUUUAUUGAUAUUCAAGGACAAAGCAUACUCAGAUUACUUACACGGUAUAAAAGAUUGCACACUACACUGCUACAAUGGGGCUGUGAAUGAAACUCAAGCUUUGAAACACAAGGAAUCAGAGGGAGACUUCUUUAACUUAGAGGAUGCAGCAUUGGAUACAACAGGAAAGGAAGAGUAUAAGAAUAUAUCAAGAACAUCCAACAGAGUUUCAUUGACCUGUCGAUUGGUUCCCAAAGUUCACAAAAAUUUGUUUAGGUUUUGAAUUUGUAUAUUUCAUUUUAUCCCCAUCCCAUUUAAAGAUCAAUUGGGAUCGGUAAAGGGAUAAUACAAAAACAUUCAGUAGAGAAUUCAAAUUCGUUCGGCCUAUACAUUUCUUCAGUUUUGUUUUC
This is a messenger RNA of Vigna unguiculata (cowpea), 1221 nucleotides long. Its product is annotated as oxidoreductase. The record is from RefSeq and is a predicted model, not a curated record. Gene Ontology annotation, cellular component: nucleus. NCBI's taxonomy places the organism in Eukaryota, Viridiplantae, Streptophyta, Magnoliopsida, Fabales, Fabaceae.